AAGAGAAACAGAGAAGCUCGAGCUCCACCACCAGCACCAUGGCCACCACCCAUCAACCUUUGCUAGAAGAAACCCCCAACCGAAAAACCUCUCCUUGGAAAUUUCUCUUUCUUCUUCUCUCUUUGGCCGCCAUCAUUGGCUCAAUCUGCAUAGCCACCACCAAGCUCAUCGCCAACACUACUACUGCCUCUUUCAACCCCUUUUCACCAGAAAACAUCUGCCAAAAUGCCCACGACAAGGCUUCGUGCCUGGCCAUGGUGUCAGAAGUUGCAUUCGAAAGAUCCACCAAAAUCACUCACAUGGAUUCACUGCAGAUGUUCUUGAGGAUAUCCGUGUCCGAAAUAAGGAAAAUUAAAGAGGCGGCGAGCGAUGCGAGCCACCGGAUCAACAACCCAGAAGCGCAGGCUGCCCUUGCAGAUUGCCUUGAGCUGAUGGACUUGUCCGUGGACAGAAUUGUGGACUCCAGAUUUGCGCUUGGGAACCAGACCAGAGGUUCCUAUUCGGAUGCCCAUUCAUGGCUCAGCAGUGUCCUAACCAACCAUUUUACAUGCAUGGAUGGGCUGAACGGUUCGGCUAAGUCCAUGAUGGAGCCUGGGCUGCAAAACUUGAUAGCAAGAGCUAGAGGUGCCCUGGCCAUGGUGGUUGCAGGAACAUCUUCACCAGACCAGCUCCGGCCGCUGAACCGGAGGUUUCCGGCCUGGGUAACUGCUAGAGACCGGUGGCUCAUGGAGGCUUUGCCGCGGGACGUCAAGGCCAAUGUGGUGGUGGCGAAAGACGGGAGUGGGAAGUAUAAAACGGUGAAGGAAGCAGUGGCCUCGGCGCCGAACAAAGGGAAGACGCGUUAUGUAAUCUAUGUGAAGAAGGGAACGUACAAAGAGAAUGUGGAGAUUGGGACAGCUAAGACGAAUGUGAUGCUGGUUGGAGAUGGCAUGGAUUCCACCAUUAUCACUGGGAGCUUGAACGUUGUGGAUGGAUCAACCACCUUCAAGUCUGCAACUGUUGCUGCAGUUGGCGACGGAUUCAUAGCCCAAGACAUCUGGUUCCAGAACACAGCUGGGCCGCAGAAGCACCAGGCGGUGGCGCUGCGCGUCGGGGCGGACCAGUCAGUCAUCAACCGCUGCCGGAUCGAUGCCUACCAGGACACCCUCUACACUCACAGUAACCGACAGUUCUAUCGAGACUGCUACAUCACCGGCACCGUCGACUUCAUCUUCGGAAACGCCGCCGUUGUCUUCCAGAACUGCAAGAUAGUGGCUCGAAAGCCGAUGAGCGGCCAGUUUAACACGGUUACAGCCCAAGGCCGGGAGGAUCCGAACCAGAACACGGGCACUUCGAUCCAGAAAUGCGAUGUGAUAGCUAGCUCCGAUCUGGCACAAGUACAAGGCUCGAUCAAAUCGUACUUGGGUCGGCCAUGGAAACAGUACUCUGUGACUGUGUUCAUGCAAUCAUACAUUGGAGAUCACAUUGAUCCGACGGGUUGGUCGCCGUGGAGCGGAGAUUUUGCCCUGAAAACAUUGUACUAUGGCGAGUACAUGAACAAUGGGCCAGGUGCCGGCACCAGCAAGAGGGUGAAGUGGCCAGGUUAUCAUGUCAUCACCAGUGCGGCUGAAGCCAUGAAAUUCACAGUGUCUGUGCUGAUACAGGGUGGGUCUUGGUUGAAGGCCACUGGGGUAGCCUACACUGAAGGCUUGUGAAUUAGGUUUUCAGUUUCUUUUAAUUGUUCACUUGUCCUUCGUCCUCUUAACUAGUGUUCUUCUGGGUUGUAAGGUAUGUUCUAGUAAUAAUCAAAUAACCCUUUUCUAUACAUAAA
Molecule: messenger RNA, 1810 nt
Organism: Diospyros lotus (date-plum)
Lineage: Eukaryota; Viridiplantae; Streptophyta; Magnoliopsida; Ericales; Ebenaceae
Product: pectinesterase
Exons: 3
Coding region: 39-1694 (551 amino acids)
Biological process (GO): cell wall modification
Molecular function (GO): pectinesterase activity; pectinesterase inhibitor activity
Source: RefSeq, a predicted model, not a curated record